GGGUGCUCUUUCUUUACGCUGUGCGCGCUUCGACCGGCUCAUCUGAUGAAAUUGGGAGACGACAAAUAACAGCAGAAAAGACCAAAUACAGGAGGAAGAGGAGGAGAUAGUGGAGGAAGAGGAGGAAUCCAUGCAUGGGAUGAAGACAGAAGUCAAGGAGAAAACUUUAAGGAAAGUUUGGAAACUUUGGAUUCUUGGAGUGUCUGUGUUGCUCUCUCCGUGGCAGAGCUGUUGAAGAGGACGGUGCAUCUCCAUCCUUCACCUCAGACCUGUGGUCCAGCUCCACCAGGGGGCACAUAGCCCUGAAUGGACCUCUGAGGCAGAUGAACUCAGGGACACAUUCAUCAGCGAGUGUUUUUGCAUCACAUGAUAAGAUCCUCUCUGCACCGCUGAAACAGCACCAGAACCGUCAUGGCAGAAAAAGAGCAGUCGAGCUUGUCCUCCAGCACUCCAACUGCGCACAAGAGUAGGAGAACCGGAGGAGCGGCGUUCACAUGCUCUCCAAAAGCUCAACACAACGGCAGCCCUGGCCUGGGGGACUCCAGCAGCAAACCUGAAGCAUCCGCCUCCCCCCUCAGAGCUUUUGCAGGGCUCAUGUUUCCAGCAGCAACUUCUAGUUCUGAGGGCCGGUCGGGCUCCAGCAGACCCCGGGGUCAGAGCCUUGGAUCAGCACCCAACUCACGAAACAAAUCCUCCACCUUCAAGAGAAAGCUGAGGAGCAGCCAGCAGGGGGAGACAGAGGCCCUGUUGGACCUGAUCCUGGAGUCCCAGUGCCAAAGACUGGACGACCAGAGAGCCAGCCUCAGCCUUCUGCCUGACCAGGAUGCAGCCUCGCUGUGUGGGGCCUGCAGCAGCGACCAGGCUCUGGACUUCUACUGCAUGCUCAUCCACUACCAGUCUGACAGGAUGGAGGAUCAGAGGUGCUCCCUUCCAGACCUGGAUGAAAUGAUGGUUCCGGUUCCAGAGGGUCAGGAGGACUUCUUUUGUCUGCUCCAGAGAGUUCAGUCCAAGAGGAUAGACGAGCAGAGAGCCUCUAUGCUACUAAGACAUGCAGAAGACCAGGAUGAGGAGUAAGAGGAGAAGGUCCCUCCCUCCACUUAAAACCAGCGUCUUUUCUGCAGAUGGGAUGUUUGUGAACAGCUUUUAAACUACAUUUGACGCAAAGGAUACAGAGUGACAGGUCAGAGUCUAACAGAGACUGUAUCGUUCAGCACAGCGUGCACCCUAACCCUCAUUCACCUUCUUGUUUUUAUGAUUGUCCUCUUGGAUUCUGGACGUUGUCAGUGAUCAGUUUAUUUUACAGACACAACAUGUAGAGCUAACUUUAUCAUUUAAAAAAAGAAACGACUUCCUACACCCUU
Oryzias melastigma (Indian medaka) is the source of this 1361-nucleotide messenger RNA. RefSeq names its product G protein signaling modulator 1a (gene gpsm1a). The transcript has 5 exons. Gene Ontology annotation, molecular function: GTPase regulator activity; protein binding. Lineage: Eukaryota; Metazoa; Chordata; Actinopteri; Beloniformes; Adrianichthyidae. The record is from RefSeq and is a predicted model, not a curated record. The coding region runs from base 412 to 1074 and encodes 220 amino acids.